AAACCUUUCCUAAAAGCCAGGAUUUUAAGAAAUCCCACUUACCCACAAUUAGACUUCGGUACAGUCAACUGAUUUAGACAAGAACUUUUUAAGCCAACUUUUCAAUCAAAGUCUGCCAUGUUUGUGGAACUGUGGCUAUUUACCAUUUUACAAUGACUUAAUUGCAAAUUAAUGUAUAUCUUUUUUUUUUUAAGAAGAUAUAAUAAGCUACCUUUUUAAAACGACAACCCAUUUUAUUUUCCUGGAGAAAAGAAUCCAUUUGCUUUAACCAUAAUCAGAGGAAGGUUAUUUGGUCAAACAAAGUAAAAACCAUAAACAACAGAUAGCCAUCAUUACCACAGUAACAUUGGUCCAGCUAGGAAUUCACUUAGCUAAAUGGGUGACUUCCUACUCACAUAGCUCCUCAGUGCACAACAAACACAGGAGCAAACAAAAGCCUUUACAGAAUCCAGAACCACCAGGCAAGAAGAAAUAAUGAUCAAGCAAUCAAGCAAAAGUUUUAAAACACUGCCUAAACUACACCAAAAAAAAAAAAAAAAAAAGAAAAGAAAAGAAAAGAAAAUGAUACUACAAGAGAGAAGUUAAUGAGGCAGAAAGAUAUUCUCAGAUACAAAACCCCCUCCAGGACUUUUAAGGAAGGUAUCAGAGGCAUAUGGAAACCUAAGUCCAGGAUGGAUUUAACUGAAGAAAAGGAUAUUUCGAGAUUAUCAACAUUUUCUAAUGCAACAGAAAACCAAGCCAACUUAGUCUCCUACUUAGUAAGUGCCAGGCUAAAUUGACCAACUCUACUCUUCAUCUUUUUGGAGAUCCAGAAAAAUCAAAAAGAGAAAAUAUCCAAAUAUAGAAGCUUAAUUUAACAAAAUUGGAAAAACCUAAACUAUAUUGUGCUCUGGUGACCUAGCAAUCAAAUAAUCACAGUCAUUUGGUCAAUGUCUAUGAUUAACUCAAUGAGACAGGAUGUUUGGCUAUAGCGCCAGGUACAAAAAAUAUAUUUUCAUGAAGGAUCACUCCCUCUUAUGUAAUAGAUUGGGUGAGUGAGUGAGUGAGUGCAUGGACUCAUAGCUUUUGGCUUUCUGAAACACCCUGCAUCAGUCUUGUUAUGAUGAUUCCUUAGUGCUGGGAUGGAUCAUCCAGGCAUUUAAGGUAACACGAUGGUAAUAUUUUGCUCAUUUUUCAGGAAAAAAAAAAAGUUAUCACUUCCAAAGUUGGCAUAGUCACCCAAAGCAAAAAAAAAAAAAAAAAAAAAAAAAGCCUCAGAGGCAAAGGAAAGGGGCCACAACCUUGGUAACUGUAAAAUGACGAAUGAGAAACUCCUCCUGCUGAAGAUAUUCAGGUAUAUAAAGGCACAUGAAGGAAUACUUAAAACAUCAUUGUCAAAUCCAAAUCCACAUCUUCUGGAUUUUUUUGCUUGAAAAAAAAAAGUGAGCACCAAUCCUGACAUGAUUCAAAAGUGUUUGUGGCUUGAGUUCCUUACGGGUAUGUUCAUUGCUGGCACCCUAUCCCUGGACUGUAACUUACUGAACGUUCACCUGAGAAGAGUCACCUGGCAAAAUCUGAGACAUCUGAGUAGUAUGAGCAAUUCAUUCCCUGUAGAAUGUCUACGAGAAAACAUAGCUUUUGAGUUGCCCCAAGAGUUUCUACAAUACACCCAACCUAUGAAGAGGGACAUCAAGAAGGCCUUCUAUGAAAUGUCACUACAGGCCUUCAACAUCUUCAGCCAACACACCUUCAAAUAUUGGAAAGAGAGAUACCUCAAACAAAUCCAAAUAGGUCUUGAUCAGCAAGCAGAGUACCUGAACCAAUGCUUGGAGGAAGACGAGAAUGACAAUGAAGACAUGAAAGAAAUGAAAGAGAAUGAGAUGAAACCCUCAGAAGCCAGGGUCCCCCGGCUGAGCAACCUGGAACUGAGGAGAUAUUUCAACAGGAUAGACAAUUUCCUGAAAGAAAAGAAAUACAGUGACUGUGCCUGGGAGAUUGUCCGAGUGGAAAUCAGAAGAUGUCUGUACUACUUUUACAAAUUUACAGCUCUAUUCAGGAGGAAAUAAGGUAUAUUUUUGGAAUUAAAAUUCCUUUUCCCUCCGAAAUCUCUUUCGCCUUCUCCUCCUCCAUCUUCUUUUUAAGGAUUCUUGUGCCAUCCUGUAAGCCUGUCCUCAGUUGGAUUGGUAGUGAAUUAGAUGACCAUUAAGCUUUCAUUUAACCUUUGAGAGGCUAGGAUUCUAAUGUAGCACACUCUUCAUUCCUGAUGUAUAUUGUUUGAUUCCUACAUCUAAAGGCAUGGAAAAUGCUGUGGAAAAGUAUGAUACAGUAUCUGUCUUUUACUGUUUUUCAUGUGCCUGAAAUAAAAUGUCCAGAGUCAUAAUAUGGAACAAUUUUACAUUAGAUUUUCCUAGUUAGAAGACUACAUUCUGUGAGUUAAUUUAACUAGCUAUUCCAAUAAUACAUAAUACUUUAAUAUCUUUUAUCUUUUUAAAAGUUACUUUGCAGCCAGAUUACCUAGAUUAUUUACUUUUCUAGUACGGCCCUUCA
Molecule: messenger RNA, 2526 nt
Organism: Symphalangus syndactylus (siamang)
Lineage: Eukaryota; Metazoa; Chordata; Mammalia; Primates; Hylobatidae
Gene: IFNK
Product: interferon kappa
Biological process (GO): defense response
Cellular component (GO): extracellular region
Molecular function (GO): cytokine receptor binding
Source: RefSeq, a predicted model, not a curated record